AGAGGAUCAAGACUUCCAUUCGCCAUUAAAAGAUACCUCUUCCAAAAAAUAAAAUAAAAAAUCAUUUCAUCUACACAGGACUUCUACAACGUACACAACAAAAGCUAAUAUCGAAACAGCGUUUUUAUAAAGCAAGAUAAAGCAAGGAGCUCUGCUCGUUACAAGAGUCAACUCCGGAGCUCAAUUCCGGGCGGACCGUUAUUCAAUUAGCGGCUGUCCCGAUAAAUAUUCCCCCCUUCCCACCCCUUCUUCUCCGACUUUGGUCCGGCAUACCUACCUAACUUAGAUACCUAAAGUAGCGAUGGGAAAAUUCGGGAGUAGAUCUAUUGCGUUCCGUCGAAAGACACCAUCAAUAAAAUACUCUCCUACCAAAUGUUGGAACGGGCCUUUCCGGUAUUUUGACCUUCCUCCCGAGCUGAGAGAUAACAUUCUCAGACUCAUCCUGCUCGACUGGGAUUCCACCAGUAAAGAUGCCGUUCAUCUUUUUCUCACGAGCAAGCGAAUAUAUGCGGAUGCCGCCUCGAUAUUCUACUAUGAAGUUCUGCUCGAUAAUAUGCACCUGAAAGGGACCGCCGAUCCCUUCUUGGCCGGCGCACUUACGGCAGUAACACCUCGGCUUCACGUGCGGAAUCUUAUCAUCAGGUUCCUAAUGAAAGAGCAGAUGUAUCUGUUCGGCGAGGUAUAUGGCACAGCCCUACGAGAAAUGGCCUCGAGAGGAAAGCUCCAGAGCCUGCGCCUCGAGAUCGGAAGUCGCUUCCCGUGCUACGAGUUCUGGGGGUUCGAAGACGAAUUGUUCACUUACGACGACGUCCGCGUGGUAGGCGGAAAGGGGAAAGGGACCGUGAUAAAAGCGCCUCUGUUCGUCACGAAAAAGCCGUUUCAGAAUUUUCUCAAAUUUCUCGAGGAAUCCGAGAUCCCCAAGAUCACGCUGUUCGUCGAUGCCGAGGAUCACUCCAAGUUCUGGUGCCUGUUCCAUCGCAGCCACCCGUCUGGUAAAAAGUGCGGCGGCGAGUGGAAAGGUAAUGCGAGAGUGCUGAAGAUUCAUUGGUCGAGCUUGGUCAGAGCUCUAAAGGGGACUGAAGCUGUGACGCCAGUACGGAAAGACUGUUAAUAUCUGAUACUGGUUCUAUUGUUGCUAGAAAUUGUCGAGUAUGGUAUGGGAAGUACCAUAGGGCCCGGUGCUAUUAUGUUUAACGAAGGUCUAGGUUAAGUAUUUCCUAGGUAAAAUACAUUAUGAUAUUACGAUGGAUCACACUAAAAAGCUAUGUUGAUACGGCUUAACAUACACCGCCGGAAAUGACAACUAUAAUGUCCAAUUUAAAGAUCUUGCGCGUCUUCGAUAAGAAAAGGGGAUAAACAUUUCCGUGGCGGUCAAGGAAUGCUAACUGAUACGUUAGUUAUUUACG
Molecule: messenger RNA, 1406 nt
Organism: Daldinia caldariorum
Lineage: Eukaryota; Fungi; Ascomycota; Sordariomycetes; Xylariales; Hypoxylaceae
Exons: 1
Coding region: 302-1111 (269 amino acids)
Source: RefSeq, a predicted model, not a curated record